Molecule: messenger RNA, 2388 nt
Organism: Aspergillus tanneri
Lineage: Eukaryota; Fungi; Ascomycota; Eurotiomycetes; Eurotiales; Aspergillaceae
Gene: HRK1
Product: putative protein kinase
Exons: 3
Coding region: 1-2388 (795 amino acids)
Biological process (GO): protein phosphorylation; intracellular signal transduction
Molecular function (GO): protein serine/threonine kinase activity; ATP binding
Source: RefSeq, a predicted model, not a curated record
AUGUCUGUCGACCAAGACUUCAAGUCCAAAACGCAACCCGGUCAGGUUCGUUUUUCGUCGGUAACGGAGGAAAUUGAGCCGUCGGAUCCGUCGGCUUCUGUUCAACUCUCUGAAAACUACCCUGCUGAGGAUCAAAAACAGCAGGUGGACCAAAUACGGUCGCUGGCCGCAAGUCUGCAGAGGUCCCAAUUACAGGAGUCUCGACUGGGGAAAUUUUCAUAUGAGCCGGUGUCUCUUCCUUCUUCGAGGGUUACAUCCCGAGAGUCGAGUGAUCGCAGCACACGAGGAGCUAAUGGAUCUGGUUUGCCGUCUCCCCAUGCCUCCCCACUGGUGUCUACGAUACAAUCACCGCCUCUUACACCUGCGGCUACCAAUUCGCAUGAAUCCAAAACUAAUGACACUUCGUCUGUGUCGAUUACGACAGACAGGGGAACCGCCGCACACUCAGUGGUGAUGACUCCGGAAACUUCCCCGCCCACCUCGUCCACGAAGAGCAAAGUCCCACAGAGCGCGCCGACGUCGCGGCCCUCUUCUACCGAACAACUGUCUUCUAAGCAAGGCAAUGUCUCGCAAACAUCUUCCCACCCAUUGAACGGAGCAAAGCACCGGGCACAGUUCUUUAUCGGUCCCGAUGCAAGCUCCCAGGAAGAAAGCCCCCCAACCACCCCGAGAGACAUUGAAAACUUUACCCCACCAGGCGCCAUUACGCCCGUUGGGGAGCCCAACGAUCCAUAUGCUCGCAGCAAGCGACCGCCACAGCCCAAAAAUCUCUCGCAACUUGACCAACGAUUCAUCUUCGGGGGCCGUGAUCUCAAACGACGAGCACACACUUCGACUACCUUCCGCUCCGGGACACCUCGGUCGGCCAGCUUCAGUGACCUCAAAGCAAGCGACAAGCGUAGUGGAAUUUUUAGCAGCAAGAAAGACUUGCGGCAGCAGGAAUCAGAAGGCAAGCAUCAUGGCCAUAUGGCGGAGCUGAAGCGGUUCUUUAAAAUGGGUCACAACAAACACAAGCGUGGGGAUUCCCCGGCGAAAAAAUCAAGCCGCGGUUCUGGAAAGAGCACACCAUAUCAGAUGGCCCCCGACAAUAUUCCGUUCGCCGACGACCAUGGCCUCAAUUCCAAGUACGGGAAACUAGGGAAGGUCCUCGGCUCUGGGGCUGGAGGUUCCGUCCGGCUCCUAAAACGGAACAGCGAUGGCGUGACGUUCGCCGUGAAGCAAUUUAGAGAGCGCCAUUCUUGGGAGACGGUGAAGGAAUAUUCGAAAAAGGUGACAGCCGAAUUCUGUAUUGGAUCCACCCUUCACCACGGCAACAUCAUCGAGACGCUGGAUAUCAUUCAAGAGGGAAGCCAUUGGUACGAAGUCAUGGAAUAUGCCCCAUUUGAUCUGUUCGCCAUUGUCAUGACUGGGAAGAUGGUGAAGGACGAAGUGGCUUGCGCAUUCAAACAGAUCCUUAGCGGAGUGGCAUAUUUACAUGGCAUGGGCCUGGCCCACCGCGAUUUAAAGCUUGAUAAUGUGGUUGUCAACGAACAUGGUAUCUUGAAGCUUAUUGAUUUUGGGAGUGCCGUGGUUUUCCGGUAUCCUUUUGAAAACGACAUUGUCCCUGCGUCGGGUAUUGUCGGCUCUGAUCCAUACCUCGCUCCUGAGGUAUACGAUGAAAAGAAAUAUGACCCGCGCCCCACGGACAUCUGGUCCUUAGCCAUCAUCUUCUGCUGCAUGACCCUGCGUCGAUUCCCUUGGAAGCAACCGCGUGUUAGCGACAACUCCUACCGGCUCUUCGUGUCCACUCCGACUCCAGGAACCCCGGUCCCAGAUGCAGACCCCAAACGCCAUCGUCCUACGCGAUCAACUCCCGACCUUCCCGCCUCUGCCCGCGAGCAUCAGCCUUCACAGUCCUCAGAGAAUAAGAGCGGAGUUUCUGAGCAGCCUAAUGGGCAGCAGGAUUCCUCAAAGAACCAAUCGAAAUCAGAACCAGCCACCCACGAAGAAAAUAACACUUCCGCGAGCCCUCAGGAGGACAAGAGCCCAAAUACCGGCUCCGAACAGAAAAACAGUGCUACUGGCAACAAACCCACACGCACCACAAGCAAAGAGGCGCCUCCACUCCCGGCGUCGGCUCAGUCGUCCGGCCAACGUCAGGAAGUCAUCAAGGGCCCCUGGCGACUCUUGCGACUUUUACCUCGUGAAAGCCGGUACAUCGUUGGUCGUAUGCUCAAGGUGAACCCAAAGGAACGCGCCACCCUCGAUGAUGUCUUGACCGAUGAAUGGGUGCGAAACAUCAAGGCCUGCCAGCAAGAAGUUUCCGGAGAAGUCAUCAAAGCACCAGGCCAUACACAUAUCUUGGAGCCUCCCUCCUCGAGUGUACCAGUGGCUAGUAAAGCCAAAUAA